Messenger RNA from Saccoglossus kowalevskii, 2596 nucleotides. RefSeq lists its product as uncharacterized. The record is from RefSeq and is a predicted model, not a curated record. NCBI's taxonomy places the organism in Eukaryota, Metazoa, Hemichordata, Enteropneusta, Harrimaniidae.
UGAAGUCGUACACGUGAAUAUGCGUUUAUGUUUUGUCUCCGUGUUCUUUGCUGCGUUUACUUUGCAUGAGACAUUGCAAAGAGAAAACAAUAAUGUAGACAAAACAGAUAAAAAGACGACCCCAGUGUGUGUUAAUGGCAUUCUGGUUGACAGUUCAUGUGAGUGUCCUGCGGGUUUUAUUGGUGAAACUUGCGAAGAUUAUGACUAUAAACUGGUACUUGAAAAAUCAUUACUAUUUUAUGAAACUCAAAGAUCGGGAUGUCUACCUCCUAUGAGGAAAAGGUGCCGAAAACGGAAGAAGGGGUAUCGAUAUCAACCCAACAGAAUACCUUACCGCGAUGACUCGGCCACUGGUGAUGUCGAUAACCUUGGCCGCGAUCUUACCGGAGGUUACUAUGAUGCUGGCGACCAUGUGAAAGUCACAGCGACGAUAGCGUACAGUAUGACCGUCAUCGCAUGGGGUUUGAUUCACUUCAUGGAUGCUUAUAUUUCUGCUGGUCAGUACACAUAUGCCUUGGACUGCAUCAGAUGGGGAACUGACUAUCUAUUGAAAGUGAGGACUGAAGAUGACCUGAUCGUUCUUGUCGGAGAUUUUACGCUAGACCAUGAAUUCUGGGGACGUCCUGAGGACAUGACUAUGUUGAGACCUGCUUGUCAUGCGUCUUACAAUGACGAUCGCCCUACAUCAGAGGCGAUGCUUACUUCAGCGGCACUGUCAGCAGCGAGUAUUGUUUUCAAAGAAAUUGGUAAAGUAUGGCGUCGACUGGGGAAGAUUUAUGUAAUACUCCUCAUGGCAACUGACUAUACCUUCACCGUGUACGCCAUUUUGACGUCACAGAAGAGCUUCGUCAGUGGAGGGCGCUACUUAAAAUAUGAUCUACUUGCUCGCCAUGAAUACUAUGUACACAAUACCCGAUACUCGAACAAUUUACUUUCAAAAGCGAAAUCAGUGUACGAGAAGUUUGAAGAAACCCCUGGUUUAUUCGAAGGGCCAUGCCUUGAUCACUAUACAUUUCCCAGAUACACAGACAAGGUAGUAUGGGCCGAAGCUUGGUAUUACAAGUCGUCGAAUAAUGAAACCUUCAGGAGUAAGGCUGAAGCUCAUUAUAUUCAAUGGGGCCUGGAAAACACCCUUGUACCGUUUGCUUGGAAUGACGUUCGAGCCGGAACUCAGCUUUUAAUGUAUAAUGUGACUGGAGAAAAAGAGUAUGCGGUUGAUUUUAAGACAUACUUGAACGAUUGGUUACCUGGUCAUGAAGUUGAUUACACACCAUUAGGUUUAGCUCAUGGCGAUAAUUGGGCACCACUCAGAAUGGCAGCAAACCAGGCAUUCUUAGCUCUACUCGCAAAUAAUCUCGGUGUUGGACCAAAAACCUACACAGAGUUUGCUGAAAGUCAAAUUGGUUAUAUGCUUGGAGACACGGGAAGAAGCUUCGUAACAAACUUUGGAGUAAAUCCCCCCGUCAGACCGCAUCAUAGAAGCAGUUCCUGCCCUUCAGAGCCAGACAGUUGUGGCUGGGCUUUCUUGACUGCAACAGAACCAAAUAUUCAGACCUUAGAAGGAGGCCUUGUUGGUGGCCCUCUAAUUGAUGACUCUUAUACAGAUGAUCGUCAAGACUACCGGGCGAAUGAAGUGGCGAUUGACUACAAUGCUGGAUUUCAGUCUGCAAUUGCAGAUUAUGACUAUAAACUGGUACUUGAAAAAUCUUUACUAUUUUAUGAAACUCAAAGAUCGGGAUAUCUACCCCCGGCGAACAAAAAUGACCGAAGAAAGUAUCAAUAUGAGAACAGAAUACCCUACCGCGAUGACUCAGCCACUGGUGAUGUUAAUAAUCGUGGCGGUGAUAUGACCGGAGGCUACUAUGAUGAUUUCCAACUUUUCAUCCAUUUAUGCAAAAGAGAUGCUUAUAUUUCGGCUGCUCAGUACAAAUACGCCUUGGACUGCAUCAGAUGGGGGACUGACUAUCUAUUGAAAGUGAAGAAUAAAAAUGACCUGAUCGUUCUUCUCGGAGAUUUUACGCUAGACCGCCAAUUCUGGGGACGUCCUGAAGACAUGACUAUGCCGAGACCUGCUUGUCAUGCUUCUUUCAGAUAUGAUCACCCAACAGCAGAGGCGAUGCUUACUUCAUCGGCACUAUUUUCAAGAUAUAAAGACAAGGUAGUAUGGGCCGAAGCUUGGUAUUACAACUCGUCGAAUAAUGACGCCUUCAAGGGUAAGGCUGUAGUUCACUAUAGCCAAUGGCGCCUAGAUUCUAGCGUUGAACCGUUUGCUCGGAAUGAUGUUGGAGCCGGGGCUCAGCUUUUAAUGUAUGAUGUGACCCAAGAAAAUGAAUAUGCAAAUAACUUCAAGAAAUACUUGAACGACUGGCUACCUGGUCGUACAGUUCCGUACACACCAUUGGGUUUAGCUUAUUACAAGGAGUUGUCACCACUCAUUCUGGCAGAGUUUGCUAAAAGUCAAAUUGGUUAUAUGCUAGGAGACACAGGAAGAAGCUUCACAAACUUUGGAGUAAAUCCUCCUCUCAGACCGCACCAUAGAAGCAGGUUGAUAUUUUGUGGUAAACACAAAACCGUCAAGCCGUUGGCGUUCAUUUAA